UUGGCUCCUUUCCGGCAGUCAAGCCGACUUUCACUUGAAACCAGCAGAGAAAUGUCUCACAAAAGAUUCUAUGUGAAGUUAGACCUUCAACUCCAUGCGCUCACCUGUCCAGGCGUUUGGCUUUGUUCGCACGGAUUUUUGGAGGCCACAGUCAAAACCUUGGGCUACUACUUCCGAACUGGGGCGAUGGAGCCGCGGUUUCCCAUGCUGUGCCACGACCAAUUCACCAUGGAGGGAUACUUCAAGAGUGUUGGCUGCUUGGAGGACAUGCACCGGCUGCUGAAGGCUGAGCAGUUGGAGAUAACCGUCUGGCAGAAUGGUCGGAGGCUGGCCUACUUUGUGGGAAGUCUCUCGGACGUGAUGCAGCCGACCAUUCCUCGAUUGAGUUGCGCCCACAGCUCCAAUGUCCAGCUGCUGAUGAAGGCGACGCCUGCUUUUCCAGGAAUCCUGGCACCAAAAGUGGAGCUGUCUGCGCAGUUGACCACGCAGGACCGAAGGAAGGGAUGCAGUUGCUCCAGUUUCAAAGAAGAAUCGGUACCUCCUGUCAACCGACACGUGGAGAGCCGAUGUCUGGACCAUUUGGACCAGCGUCGAAAGCAGCAGACCGUGUGCCAUGGCAGAAAAUCCAAUUGCUGCCCUAGUACAAGUUAUGCGGGAUGGAGAGGAGCUUCCCCCGAGGAGCAGAAGCAGCAGGAGCGACGCCUGUCCACAUGCUCGAGCACAACUCAACUAAGUAGUCUCAGCCAGAGCUCCUCGUUGACGCAGUGCAGCCACUUGUCCAGUUGUACUAACCCUUUGGAUGAUCACCACCACAGCUGUGAUAUCUGUCAAGCCUACAGACGCAUGUUUUCUACUUAUUAAAUAAAUUUAAAA
Molecule: messenger RNA, 873 nt
Organism: Drosophila biarmipes
Lineage: Eukaryota; Metazoa; Arthropoda; Insecta; Diptera; Drosophilidae
Exons: 2
Coding region: 52-861 (269 amino acids)
Biological process (GO): spermatogenesis
Molecular function (GO): myosin light chain binding
Source: RefSeq, a predicted model, not a curated record